AUGUCUGAAAUGUUUUGCAGAGGUGAAUCUGGUGCCGGGAAGACUGAAAACACUAAGAAGGUUAUUCAGUACCUUGCUCAUGUUGCUUCCUCCCAUAAAGGAAGAAAGGACCAUAAUAUUCCUCCCGAAUCACCUAAACCCGUGAAACAUCAGGGGGAGCUGGAGCGUCAGCUUCUUCAGGCGAAUCCCAUUCUGGAAUCCUUCGGGAAUGCAAAGACAGUGAAAAAUGACAACUCCUCCCGCUUUGGCAAGUUCAUUAGGAUUAACUUUGAUGUUACUGGUUAUAUUGUUGGGGCCAACAUCGAGACAUACUUGUUGGAAAAGUCUCGCGCUGUUCGUCAGGCUAAAGAUGAGCGGACAUUUCAUAUCUUCUAUCAACUACUAGCUGGAGCAGGAGAACACCUGAAGUCUGACUUGCUGCUUGAAGGAUUUAACAAUUACAGAUUUUUAUCUAAUGGCUACAUCCCCAUUCCUGGGCAACAAGACAAGGAUAACUUUCAGGAGACUAUGGAAGCCAUGCAUAUCAUGGGAUUUUCACAUGAUGAGAUCUUGUCAAUGCUGAAAGUGGUAUCUUCCGUGCUACAAUUUGGAAAUAUUUCCUUUAAGAAGGAGAGAAAUACUGAUCAAGCUUCUAUGCCAGAGAAUACUGUCGCACAGAAACUCUGCCAUCUGCUGGGAAUGAACGUGAUGGAGUUCACCCGGGCCAUACUGACACCACGCAUCAAGGUUGGCAGAGACUACGUUCAGAAAGCCCAGACCAAAGAACAAGCAGACUUUGCAGUGGAAGCCUUGGCAAAGGCCACCUAUGAACGCCUCUUCCGCUGGCUUGUUCACCGCAUUAAUAAAGCUUUGGACAGGACCAAACGACAGGGAGCAUCUUUUAUUGGAAUUCUGGAUAUCGCUGGAUUUGAAAUCUUCGAGCUGAACUCCUUCGAGCAACUCUGCAUCAACUACACCAAUGAGAAGCUUCAACAGUUAUUCAACCACACAAUGUUUAUCCUGGAGCAAGAGGAGUACCAACGGGAGGGUAUAGAGUGGAAUUUCAUUGACUUUGGACUGGAUCUGCAGCCUUGCAUUGACUUAAUCGAAAGACCCGCGAAUCCUCCUGGUGUGUUAGCAUUACUGGAUGAAGAAUGCUGGUUCCCUAAAGCUACUGACAAGACGUUUGUGGAAAAAUUGGUCCAAGAGCAAGGAACCCACUCCAAGUUCCAAAAGCCAAGACAGCUAAAGGACAAAGCAGACUUCUGCAUUAUUCACUACGCAGGGAAGGUAGACUACAAGGCAGAUGAGUGGCUGAUGAAGAACAUGGACCCCCUGAAUGACAAUGUGGCUACACUCUUGCACCAGUCUUCAGACAAGUUUGUUGCAGAGCUUUGGAAAGAUGAGAUUCAGAAUAUUCAGAGAGCCUGUUUCUAUGACAAUAUUACUGGUCUUCAUGAUCCACCAGUGGAUCGUAUUGUGGGUCUGGAUCAGGUCACUGGAAUAACAGAGACAGCUUUUGGCUCUGCGUACAAGACCAAGAAGGGCAUGUUUCGUACUGUUGGCCAACUGUACAAAGAAUCUCUCACCAAACUGAUGGCAACGCUCCGAAACACUAAUCCCAAUUUUGUUCGCUGCAUCAUUCCAAAUCAUGAAAAGAGGGCUGGAAAAUUGGAUCCACAUCUGGUUCUAGAUCAGCUUCGCUGCAACGGUGUUUUGGAAGGAAUAAGGAUUUGUCGACAAGGUUUUCCAAACAGGAUAGUGUUCCAGGAAUUUAGACAGAGGUAUGAGAUCCUUACUCCCAAUGCAAUUCCAAAAGGUUUUAUGGAUGGUAAGCAAGCCUGUGAGCGUAUGAUCAGAGCGUUAGAGCUGGACCCCAACUUAUACCGAAUUGGACAGAGCAAGAUCUUUUUCCGAGCUGGUGUCUUGGCACACUUAGAAGAAGAACGAGAUCUGAAGAUCACAGACAUCAUCAUCUUCUUCCAGGCAGUCUGUAGAGGAUACCUGGCCAGGAAGGCCUUUGCAAAGAAACAACAGCAACUGAGUGCACUGAAAAUCCUGCAGAGAAAUUGCGCUGCAUAUUUAAAGCUUAGGCACUGGCAGUGGUGGAGAGUCUUCACAAAGGUGAAGCCUCUUCUUCAGGUCACUCGUCAAGAAGAAGAACUUCAAGCCAAGGAUGAGGAGCUAAUGAAGGUGAAAGAAAAACAGACUAAAGUGGAGGCAGAACUUGAGGAAAUGGAAAGGAAACAUCAACAGCUUCUAGAAGAGAAGAACAUUCUUGCAGAGCAGCUACAGGCUGAGACGGAGCUCUUUGCAGAAGCUGAGGAGAUGAGGGCUCGCUUGGCUGCCAAAAAACAAGAGUUGGAAGAAAUUCUCCAUGAUUUGGAGUCCAGGGUUGAGGAAGAAGAGGAAAGAAACCAAAUAUUGCAGAAUGAGAAAAAGAAAAUGCAGGGCCACAUUCAGGACCUGGAGGAACAGCUCGAUGAGGAGGAGGGAGCUCGACAGAAGUUGCAGCUUGAAAAAGUGACAGCUGAAGCUAAGAUCAAGAAGAUGGAGGAAGAGAUCCUACUGUUGGAGGACCAAAAUUCCAAAUUUUUGAAGGAGAAGAAGCUGAUGGAGGAUCGAAUUGCUGAAUGUACUUCUCAGCUGGCUGAAGAAGAGGAAAAGGCCAAAAACUUGGCCAAACUCAAGAACAAGCAGGAAAUGAUGAUCACCGAUUUGGAAGAGCGUUUGAAAAAGGAGGAGAAGACCCGUCAAGAAUUAGAAAAAGCUAAAAGAAAACUUGAUGGUGAGACAACAGACCUACAGGACCAAAUAGCUGAGCUGCAAGCCCAGAUUGAAGAACUGAAGAUCCAGCUGGCCAAGAAAGAGGAAGAACUGCAGGCUGCUCUUGCUAGAGGUGAUGAAGAAGCAGUUCAGAAAAACAAUGCACUGAAAGUGAUAAGAGAGUUGCAGGCUCAAAUCGCAGAACUCCAGGAGGAUCUUGAAUCUGAGAAGGCAUCACGCAACAAGGCAGAAAAGCAGAAAAGAGAUUUAAGUGAAGAGUUGGAGGCUUUGAAAACUGAACUUGAAGAUACUUUGGAUACCACUGCAGCGCAGCAAGAGCUGAGGACAAAGCGAGAGCAGGAGGUGGCUGAACUGAAGAAAGCAAUUGAAGAGGAAACCAAAAACCAUGAAGCACAGAUCCAGGAAAUCAGGCAGAGGCAUGCUACUGCCCUGGAAGAGCUUUCUGAACAACUUGAACAGGCCAAAAGGUUCAAAGCAAAUCUUGAAAAAAACAAGCAAGGCCUAGAGUCGGACAACAAGGAGUUAGCCUGUGAAGUGAAGGUACUGCAGCAGGUCAAGGCAGAAUCUGAACAUAAGAGGAAGAAGCUUGAUGCUCAGGUACAAGAGCUAACUGCUAAGGUCACAGAAGGAGAAAGACUGCGGGUGGAACUGGCAGAGAAAGCUAACAAGCUGCAGAACGAGUUGGAUAAUGUCUCGAGUCUCCUGGAGGAAGCAGAGAAGAAAGGCAUUAAGUUUGCCAAGGAUGCAGCUAGUUUGGAAUCUCAGCUUCAGGAUACACAGGAGCUGCUUCAGGAAGAAACACGCCAGAAACUCAACCUGAGCAGUAGGAUUAGGCAGCUGGAGGAGGAGAAGAACAACCUGCAAGAGCAGCAGGAAGAGGAAGAGGAGGCCAGAAAGAACUUGGAGAAACAGAUGCUCGCCUUGCAGUCACAGGUAAGCUGUGUAAGAGGCAGGGCUUC
Messenger RNA from Balearica regulorum gibbericeps (East African grey crowned-crane), 3725 nucleotides. The record is from RefSeq and is a predicted model, not a curated record. NCBI's taxonomy places the organism in Eukaryota, Metazoa, Chordata, Aves, Gruiformes, Gruidae.